CACCACCUUGUUUCGGUCAAGUGAGACGAUUACGAAGAUGGUGGAAGUUUAUUUCUUGAAGUGAAGCCGCAAAAGAACCAAAACAGACCGGGAUAUUGGGGAAAGUUGCCUGUCACGUCUUGAACUUCUUCUGCCCUUGGAUUCGGGUAAGCGAAACAUCCGAGGUGGAAAGUCCUCAACCGCAAUAUUUUGCCUCCACACUGGGCUAGCCAGCCAUGACACGGGCUAGCUAACCUGCCAGCCAGCUUGUUUUUUUAAAGCCUGUUGUGCUCUUGUGUUAUCACGAGCAGUUGCCAGUAGCCCAUUCAUAGACUGUAUAUUCAUAAGUUGCCAGCUGAUAUUUAACACGUAAACAACAACACUUUAUUGCAUCCAAUCUCUGCAUCACGGAGUAGAACGUAACAUUUCAAGGUUGUAAUUUCACUCGUUUUGAGACUACAGAGCUAAUUUAGCGACUUAGCUAACUAGGCUAAACGCGUUAGCCUUCUUCGUUGUCAAACAUGUCGGAGAUAUCUAAGCGUAUCCUUUUGCCAAUGUCAUAUGCGACUGGUGAUGGUUAACAUCAAAUCCUAGCGAUGGCAAACAAAAUGCAGUAAUAAUUAACUAUGUUUAUUUUCUCCAGUCAUAUUGUUAUUGAGUAAAAUGACGUUGGGGUUCUCUUGCUUUUAUCCAGUCACGUGUUCAUAAAACAUACUGUCAUUUCAACAACCUGAUCGUGCCACUUUCUUUGAACUGAGGGGUGGGGCUGGGUAAAUGUAGCUAACCUUUUUUAUUUAUUUAUUUAUUUAUUUCACCUUUAUUUAACCAGGUAAACCAGUUGAGAACAGGUUCUCAUUUACAACUGCGACCUGGCCAAGAUAAAGCAAAGCAGUGCAAUAAAAACAACACAGAGUUACAUAUGGGGUAAAAAAACAUAAAGUCAAAAAUACAACAGAAAAUAUAUAUACAGUGUGUGCAAAUGUAGCAAGUUAUGGAGGUAAGGCAAUAAAUAGGCUAUAGUGCAGAAUAAUUACAAUAGUAUUAACACAAUGUAUUGUGGGUUAUGAUGGGUAAGGCAGUUGUAGGGUAUUUAUAAUUUGUAUUCUUAAAGAAACAAAGCUCUUCCUUGAAUGUUGCACUCAAACAAUCCAUGUUUUUUUUUUAAAGUUAUACAUGUCUGUGUGUAUUAUACUGAACAAAAAUAUAAACGCAACAAUUACAACGAUUUUACUGAGUUACAGUUUAUAUAAGGAAAUCAGUCAAUUGAAAUACAUUAAUUGGGCCCUAAUCUAUGGAUUUUGCAUGACUGGGCAGGGGAGCAGCCACUUGGGAGCCAAGCCCAGCCAAUCAGAAUGAGUUUUUCCCCACAAAAGGGCUUUAUUACAGACUGAAAUACGCUUCAGUUUCAUCAGCUGGCUGGUGUCAGACGAUCCCACAGGUGAAGAAGCCGGAUGUGGAGGUCCUGGGCUGGCGUGGUUACAAGUGGUCUGCGGUUGUGAGGCUAGUUGUACGCACUGCCAAAUUCUCUACAACGACGUUGGAGGCGGCUUAUGGUAGAGAAAUUAACAUUAAAUUCUCUGGCAACAGCUCUGGUGGACAUUCCUGCAGUCAACAUGCCAAUUGCACACGCCCUCAAAACUUGAGACAUCUGUGGCGUUGUGUUGUGUGAGACAACUGCACAUUUUAGUGGCCUUUUAUUGUGGACCUUUGUAAUGAUCAUGCUGUUUAAUCAGCUUCUUGAUAUGCCACACCUGUCAGGUGGAUGGAUUAUCUUGGCAAAGGUAAAAUGCUCACUAAAAGGGAUGCAAAGAAAUUUCUGCACAAAAUUUUAGAGAAAUAAGCCUUUUCUGCAUAUGGAACAUUUCUGGGAUCUUUUAUUUCAGCCCAUGAAACAUGGGACCAACACUUUACAUGUUGCAUUUAUAUUUUUGUUCAGUAUAGUUGAUAUGUCAGUUCCUAUGUUAACUAUUAACUUGGUAGUGUUUUGUUAGCUAAACCCAUAGACAUAACUUAACCUAAACAGUAGUUUAUGUGGAAAUGUAGUAGUAGCCUACUAGCCUAGCCUUGUAAACACAAACCUCAGCGGCAGAGCUAAAGCUUGUCUGAGGUUCUGUACAAUUGCUUAAGCUGCUAUUUAGCCUUUAAUCAGGAUAUUUUCGACUAACCUUGGCGAUACUUUAUUCGUUCUCGAUUUGGACGUCCCCGGUGUCUUCUAAACUCCCAUGGCUAGUUUCAGGGGGAAAGUUGGAAUUUAUUUAUUUUCAGUUAUUAAAUUAAAUACAAUUUUGCUCCAUGAAGUAAUCCAACAAGAUUAGAUGGCGGUAUAUACAUUGUCGGAUUAUUUCAUGGAGCAAAAAUGAUUUAAUUUAAUAAAGGACUAUUUUCUCAAUUCCAACUUUCCCCCUGCAACUAGCCAUGGUAGUUUAGAAGACUUUGUCAGAAAAUAUAUUUAGCAUAAUUGAAUAUAUCAGCUACAACAGCAAAUGUUAUCUAGUUAGCCAUACAAUGUGCAACAAUGCAACAGAAUUUAGAUACAAAAAUGAUUGGACCGAAGCUUUUAGCACUAACAAGGGACUUGUGAAGUAUAAAGGACUGACUUGGACUCGGACUCUAACACUAGGGACUUGAUACUCGACUUGGACUCGGUUUAGUGACUUGACUACAUCACUGCCAUCAGCUAGCCUACUUCUAGCCCUGAAGCAGGACCAAGUUGGAACAUUACAAAUAGGCCUAUCCUAUGGUGUAGGCCUACAGGCAUUCCAAAAUUCACAACAACCUCUAUAAUCAACUCUAAUAGCCUAGGCUGUGUUUCCACUUUUUAUUUGUUUAUGCGUUAUCUGACAUUUAGGUGAGGCAGGUAUUCAUUGGAUGAUGGUGAAUCUUUGAUCCUGGUCUUAGCUGAUGAGUUCCUGACUAGUGAGUUUAAUUAGCUGGCUCACAACGCAGUCACUCACUGUAGGCCCAGGAUCAGCAGUGGUUAGUUAUUAACUCCGGGUACAGCCAAAGUUAAAGUUUAUCCAGAGCUUUUUCUCUCAUUUGCACAGGGGAGAUAGGCGAGGAACAUACACUAUAUAUACAAAAGUAUGUGGGCACCCCUUCAAAUGAGUGGAUUCUGCUAUUUCAGCCACACCCGUUGCUGACAGGUGUAUAAAAUCGAGCACACAGUCAUGCAAUCUCCAUAGAAAAAACAUUGGCAGUAGAAUGGCCUUACUGAAAAGCUCAGUGACUUUCAACGUGGCACUGUCAUAGGAUGCCACCUUUCAGUUUGUCAAAUUUCUGCCCUGCUACAGCUGCCCGAUCAACUGUAAGGGCUGUUAUUGUGAAGUGGAAAUGUCUAGGUGCAACAACGGCUCAGCCGCGAAGUGGUAGGCCACACAAGCUCACAGAACGGGACCGCUGAAGCGCAUGGCACUUAAAAAUCGUAUGUCCUCGGUUGCAACACUCACUACUGAGUUCCAAACUGCCUAUGGAAGCAACAUCAGCACAAUAACUGUUGUGUCAGGAGCUUUAUGAAAUGGGUUUCCAUGGCCGAGCAGCAGCACACAAGCCGAAGAUCACCAUGCGCAAUGCCAAGCGUCGGCUGGAGUGAUGUAAAGCUCGCCGCUAUUGGAUUCUGGAGCAGUGGAAACGCGUUCUCUGGAGUGAUGAAUCACGCUUCACCAUCGGGCAGUCCGACGGACAAAUCUGGGUUUGGCGGAUGCCAGGAGAACGCUACCUGCCCAAAUGCAUAGUACCAACUGUAAGGUUUGGUGGAGGAGGAAUAAUGGUCUGGGGCUGUUUUUAAUGGUUUGGGCUAGGCCCCUUCCAGUAAGGGAAAUCUUAACGCUACAGCAUACAAUGACAUUCUAGACGAUUCUGUGCUUCCAACAUUGUGGCAACAGUUUGGGGAAGGCCCUUUCCUGUUUCAGCAUGACAAUGCCCUCGUGCACAAAGCGAGGUCCAUACAGAAAUGGUUUGUUGAGAUUGGUGUGGAAGAACUUGAAUGGCCUGCACAGAGCCCUGACCUCAACCCCAUCGAACAUCUUUGGGAUGAAUUGGAACCAGGCCUAAUCGCCCCAACAUCAGUGCCAAACCUCACUAAUGCUCUUGUGGCUGAAUGGAAGCAAGUCCCCGCAGCAAUGUUCCAACAUCUAGUGGAAAGCCUUCCCAGAAGAGUGGAGGCUGUUAUAGCAGCAAAGGGGACACAAACUCCAUAUUAAUGCUCAUGAUUUUAGAAUGAGAUGUUCCAAAAGAACUAGGCUAUGAUUCCUGAUGCUACUUUCACCAGUUUGAUUUUCCCUAGAAAGUUAAUUGUUGGGUUGCAUCACACUCGUGGCUUUUUCCAGAGAACAAGUAUUUGUAAAUGGGCAAUUCCACGGUAACAUUGACACUGAGACUCAGAUUUUUCACUUUGAAAUGAAUUUCAAACAAACCAAUGAUUGCAAAGUUAGACAAACCAUACUAUGCACAAGGUCUACCUAAACAAUUUCCACUGAGAAUUUUACAAAACCACAUUCACUUUAAGAACAGUGCAGAUGCCAAGUUCGGUAACAGAAUGAUGACACAAACCGUCAUUCUGUUAUCAAACUUAGCAUCUGCACUGUUCUUCAAAGUAGUUAUUGUGCAUAGAGUUGUAUGGUUUCUUUAACUUUGCAGUCAUGGGUUUUUGUUUGACAUGCAUUUUAAAGUGAAAAUCAGAAUCUGUGUCACUCUGUUACUGCCCAAAUGACUCUCUUAGAAAUCUUACUACUAUACAUCUGAGCUCAGUAAGUUUCACACCCACACUUCCACGUACUUAUAGAGAAGACUUGCCUAGUCAGAGAAUGGUAGGUACCAGCAUAACCUUUCUUGCCCAUUUAACUAAUAGCAAUAUCAUUUCAUUACCAUUCAAAAUAGGUCAAUGUAUUAGUUGCUGGGUGGUUAAAGUGUGACUAACAGAAUGCUGACCAUGAUAUUUUAUGUUGUUCCAUUACAUUUAGGUAAGGUCACUGUCUAAUAUCGUAAAGCAUCUCUCACAAUGCAGUGAACCCAAAUGUCAUGCCUAGACAGAGGAUAGAAAGGCUGUAACUUGCAUUGCAUGGAAUGUGUUUUGGGCCAUUGAGUGGUUGACUGAGUACGGUGUGGUGUUUGUUGCAGGUAGCCAUUCCAGCCCUAUGUCAUGGCCUCCAGCGUUGCUAAACCAGGCCCUGGGAAUGGCUACCCCAUGAAGGCACAACUGCAAGUUAUGGGUAGGUUCUUAAUCCUGAUCCUUGUCAUUUAUUUUGGGUGUUGAAGGGCUUAGUCCAUACAAAACAUAGGAAACUCUGUUUCUCAGGGUGUGGGCAAUGUUUAUUUUGUCCACACUCAUAAAACAGAAUUGACCCGAAGUGCUCUAUAAUAUUAUAAUAUACAGUGCCUUGCAAAAGUAUUCAUCCCCCUUGGCGUUUUUCCUAUUUUGUUGCAUUACAACCUGUAAUUUAUAUUGAUUUUUAUUUGGAUUUCAUGUGAUGGACAUACACAAAAUAGUCAAAAUUGGUGAAGUGAAAUGAAAAAAAUAACUAGUUUCAAAAAAUUAUAAAAUAUAAAUAACGGAAAAGUGGUGCGUGCGUAUGUAUUCACUCCCUUUGCUAUGAAGCUCCUAAAUAAGAUCUGGUGCAACCAAUUACCUUCAGAAGUCACAUAAUUAGUUAAAUAAAGUCCACCUGUGUGCAAUCUAAGUGUCACAUGAUCUGUCACAUGAUCUCAGUAUAUAUAUACACCUGUUCUGAAAGGCCCCAGAGUCUGCAACACCACUAAGCAAGGGGCACCACCAAGUAAGCGGCACCAUGAAGACCAAGGAGCUCUCCAAACAGGUCAGGGACAAAGUUGUGGAGAAGUACAGAUCAUGGUUGGGUUAUAAAGAAAUAUCAGAAACUUUGAACAUCCCACGGAGCACCAUUAAACCCAUUAUUAAAAAAUUGAAAGAAUAUGGUACCACAACAAACCUGCCAAGAGAGUGCCGCCCACCAAAACUCACGGACCAGGCAAGGAGGGCAUUAAUCAGAGAGGCAACAAAGACACCAAAGACAACCCUGAAGGAGCUGCAAAGCUACACAGCGGAGAUUGGAGUAUCUGUCCAUAGGACCACUUUAAGCCGUACAAUCCCCAGAGCUGGGCUUUACGGAAGAGUGGCCAGAAAAAAGCCACUGCUUUAAGAAAAAAAUAAGCAAACAGGUUUGGUGUUUGCCAAAAGGCAUGUGGGAGACUCCCCAAACAUAUGGAAGAAGGUAGUCUGGUCAGAUGAGACUAAAAUUUAGCUUUUUGGCCAUCAAGGAAAAAGCUAUGUCUGGCGCAAACCCAACACCUCUCAUCACCCCGAGAACACCAUCCCCACAGUGAAGCGUGGUGGCAGCAUCAUGCUGUGGGGAUUUUUUUCAUCGGCAGGGACUGGGAAACUGGUCAGAAUUGAAGGAAUGAUGGAUGGCGCUAAAUACAGGGAAAUUCUUGAGGGGAAACCUGUUUCAGUCUUCCAGAGAUUUGAGACUGGGACAGAGGUUUACCUUCCAGCAGGACAAUGACCCUAAGCAUACUGCUAAAGCAACACUCGUGGUUUAAGGGGAAACAUUUAAAUGUCUUGGCAUGGCCUAGUCAAAGCCCAGACCUCAAUCCAAUUGAGAAUCUGUGGUAUGACUUAAAGAUUGCUGUACACCAGCGGAACCCAUCCAACUUGAAGGAGCUGGAGCAGUUUUGCCUUGAAGAAUGGGCAAAAAUCCCAGUGGCUAGAUGUGCCAAGCUUAUAGAGACAUACCCCAAGAGACUUGCAGCUGUAAUUGCUGCAAAAGGUGGCUCUACAAAGUAUUGACUUUGGGGGGGUGAAUAGUUAUGCACACUCAAGUUUUCUGUGUUUUUGUCUUAUUUCUUGUUUGUUUCACAAUAAAAUAUAUUUUACAUCUUCAAAGUGGUAGAUAUGUUGUGUAAAUCAAAUGAUACAAACCCCCCCAAAAUCCAUUUAAAUUCCAGGUUGAAAGGCAACAAAAUAGGAAAAAUGCCAAGGUGGGUGAAUACUUUCGCAAGCCACUGUAUGCCAUUUGGCAGAUGCUUUAUCCAAAGCAACUUAGUCAUGCGUGCAUACAUUUUUAUGUAUGGGUGGUGAAAUCGAACCCACUACCCUGGCGUUGCAAACACCAUGCUCUACGAACUGAGCUGCUCUCAAACUAACUUCUAACAGACAGUCUUCCUUCUAGCUCUGCCCUAAUUGACGACACUCUUCAUCCCCUCAGUGCUAUCAGCAAAACUGAAAGAGAACAAGAAGAACUGGUUUGGCCCCAGUCCAUAUGUUGAAGUUGCAGUUGAUGGCCAGUCCAAAAAGACAGAAAAAUGCAACAACACCCACAGUCCCAAAUGGAAGCAGCCGCUCACAGUGUAAGUUGUCAUCGUGUUAUUGUUGACAGUCAGUGUUGAGAGCAAGGAACAGCCGCAUCUUAAUUUAACAAGUACAAAUUCUCUCAAAAGUGGCAAGUGUACAGGGUUGACUGAGGAUCCACUCAUGAUUUAGUAGUGCCAAGUGCCAACACAUCCACACAAUCAAUCCCUUCUUUAUAUAGCUCUGGAGUCUUACUCUGCAGUCCCUUCUUAAUUUAGAGUCCCUCUCCAAUUUCAGUAUGUCUUGGUGUGGAGUAUUCGGAGCAGUUAUACUAUGGUGUAGUAAGCUGAUGCGCUUACACAACUGUCUUUUCCUGCAAACAUUCAGGGUUUAAGUAGGCAGCUGUUAUAGUGGGCAUGGACACUUGCUUCUAUUUGUCUCUCUCUCUUUAGAUAUAUGAAAAUAAUUAUCUUUGACUAUUUCAUGUCUGAUAAACUCUCACAUAAAAUGUAUGCUAUAUUCCCAGUGAAUUAACCAAUGUCAUCUUCAUUGUUUGUUUUUCUUUUACCGCUGCAAUAGAAUUGUCACUCCUUUUAGCAAGCUCAUCUUCCGGGUAUGGAGUCACCAGACCUUGAAGUCGGACGUAUUGUUAGGCAUGGCAACUCUGGAGGUCAGCGAAACACUCAAAUCCAACGACAUGAAUAGUGAGUGCCUUCCUUGUAUCAUGUUAUUCAUACCUUGCUUGGCUGUGUGAUAAAGGCCUGUACUGUGUCUGUGCUCUCACACUUACAUAACACAGCCACAAACACCUCCCCUGCUUUGACUGUGUGAUGUCACAGAUCAGAGGCUGAUGAGAUUACUUCCCCGUUUUAAAGAGUUCAUUCAGUCCCCUGACAAUUUUCUAAAUGCAUUUAAGGCAAACCAGAUUGAAAAUAUCACACCAGUCUCCUAUUUUGACAAAGCAGUAAACAAUGAUAACUUCGUUUUGGAGUAGGAUAAUUACUCUGUUUCUUAUGGCUGUACAUUUGUUUGACUCUCCUUACAUUUUACAUUUUAGUCAUUUAGCAGACGCUCUUAUCCAGAGCGACAUACAGCAGCAAUUAGGGUUAAGUGCACAUCGACAGAUUUUUCACCUAGUCGGCCUCGGGGAUUAGAACCAGCGACCUUUCGGUUACUGGCACAACGCUCUUAACCACUAAGCUACCUGCCGCCCCAUUCCUCUUAUGGGAAUUCUCUCUCCAUUACUUUUUUCCACUAGUUUGUUGAAGGUAUAUUUGAUAAGGUGACAACAGACAUAAUUAUUGGUCAUAGCCUAUCUGGUAUACUGUCCAAGCAGUUCUUUACUGUCCCUCUCGUGUCCCAAACUCAAGGUUAUCAUCCUGGUGCAAAGUGGCAGACAAGGAUGAUUCAAAGUGCUGAUAAAGGCUUUUGACAGACGAGGAGCUGAGUGGAAGGAGGCUUUUUAUUACAUAACCAAUAGUGCUGGGAAUUGCCAGAGACCUCACAAUACGAUAUUAUCGUGAUACUUAGGUGCUGAUAUGAUAUGUAUUGGGAUUCUCACGAUUCUAUAUGUAUUGGGUUGGAUACUGUGAUUUUAUUGCGAUUUGAUAUUCUAAACAUAUUGCUCACCAUAUGUCUGCUGCAGAGGGACGAGAGGCAUGAGAACGAGUUUUGAUCAGUCAUGGAAAUAAAAGUGCUGAAAAGAAAUUGACUCCCUAUUUUAAAAAGAUGUAGAACAAGCUAUGAAGGAAAAAUACUAGAGUUUUGGUGCAGAUACAGCCAACUAGUGCAAAAAUAUUGUCAACACGAUAUAUCGUCAAAAAUAAUAUCCCGAUAUGUAACUAUAUAGAUUAUUUCCCCCAUCACUAAUAACCAAUGCUUUUGUUCCAUGAUGUUUUCCCUUCAGUCUCUGAGGUGGUGCAGACCCUGCAUCUGAGUGCAGACAAAGACCAGACAGAUGUGGUGGGGGACCUGUCUGUCUGUCUGGACGGCAUGCAAGUCGACCCCGAGAUGUUUGCCUCUGCUGCCAAGGCCAACAGCCAAAGUGAGUCUGCUCUGUGCAAUGUUAUCCGCACUGUUAUCUGUAUUGAUUUGUAGGGAGAGAGUUAUGGUUUUCCCAUCCUUCCCAGAAAAUAAUCUCCAGCUUCCCCUCAGUAUGUUCAGUUCACAACUCUGGGUUUGUCUUUCUGAUCUCAGGUACAUCAAAUGGGGAAUCGCAACACAACGGGGAUCAUGAUGUGAGGUAAGCUUAUUAUUCAUGGUUACUGUGGUAAUGAUGGUCUUGCUUAUGGGCAGAGUUAAUAGGUGAUCUUGUGGCAGGCGGAGUAGAGACGGCUCUCCUUCUGUGGAUGGUUUGGAGCACAGAGCUUCCCCAAAUGAGCGUGCGGUCGCAGUGAACGGCACAGGGUCUUGCAAAGGGUCUCCUGCUCUGUCAGCAGGGGGCUCCAGGGGGAAUCCUCUACGGCCCCCCAGGCCCUCCCGACCCCCACCACCCACCCCGCGCAGACCAACCUCUUCUCCAGGUGAGUGGGUCAACCUCUUAACCCAUCUUAAACCAACACUAAUGCUCCUGGGGAUUUUAUGGCAUGGUAUUUUGCUUUAUGCUUCGUUUUGUAUGUCCACAAUUAAGCGUUUGUCAAUUAAUGUGGUCGAAAACCAUCUAGUGUCAUUUUCUCAAACACACUCAAUCUUAUUUUCUCAUUCACUGGUUCAUGGCAGCAUCCUCUAAUGGUUCUAUACCAACUGAAGGAAGCGAUGGCCCCAGCUCAGAGACCCCAGUCCGUAUGCCUGCACCUGCAGGACCAGCCACAGACCCCAAUACCCCACCCCCUACACACGACCAGAGCCAAGCAAUAGCAGCCAGACAAGCAGCCAGUGUUGCCCCAGGCCCCCCCAGAGUCCCCACUGUUGCUGCAGGCCCACUGCCUCCUGGGUAAGGGUCAAGCCAUCCAUGUUGAUCAGUCUGGCAGAAACACUCAAUCGGUCAGUUAGUGGUGUCAAUACAACUCCACCCUCAGGUUCAUAAUCUGACUUAUGAUCUGUUAAAAAACUGAAAAUGUGAGCAAGAGAGCUGUUGUUUGAAAUAUAUCUGUUGCCGUGACUGCUUACCAACUGCAAUUACAUGUUAUUAUUGCUCUAGGGUUACUUAGUCUCAUCACUUUUAUACUUCAACUCUACACUACCUGACGUGACUUGGCUUUUUGCUUUUGUAGCUGGCUGACUGUUUUAAAUGUUUACAUUUUCUUUAAAUCGCAUGUUCCUGUAAAGAUGGGAGCAGAGGGUGGAUCAGAACGGAAGGCUGUAUUUUGUAGAUCAUGUGGAAAAGAGGACAGCGUGGGAGCAGCCUGAGCCUCUACCUUCUGGGUAACUCCCCUCACAUAUCCUGUCUUCAUACUCAAGUGACACUCAAACUACAAUAUACAUUCUACAUACAGUAUUAAAAUUCAUUUUUCCUACACCCAUAUUAACACUCCAGUUCACAAGACAAGCGGAGAAUAGUGUCUUUCUUACUAGAGGAUGCUAAAUGCGUCUCCCCUGUUCCUCUUUGCUCUGUGUGUAGGUGGGAGCGGCGAGUGGACCCCAUGGGCAGGGUCUACUUUGUAGACCACAUCACCAGAACUACCACCUGGCAACGGCCCACCAUGGAGACAGUGCGGAACUAUGAACAGUGGCAGCACCAACGCAACCAGCUACAGGGUGCCAUGCAGCAGUUCAACCAGCGCUUCAUAUUUGGGGUGAGUGGGGUAAGUAGGAACUCUAUGACUGGUCAAAUCAAGUGCUCAACUCCUUCAAUAACAGUACUGCUUGGUACUGAACAGUUGUGAAACACUCAACAGAUGAAGAUUUUAAAUAAAUGAGGCCAGCUGCUAUUUGCACUGUGUGAGAUGAUAAUGCCAUCAAAUGGAUUGGGUAAUUUACAAGAAGUUUAUUAGGAACAAAGAAACUAAAGAGGGACACUACCUCACCCCUGGCUUUAUUUAGCUAAUUGAGCUAGCUGGCAAGCCAGACAGAGCCGUUAUAGGAAGAUAAUAUUUUAACUAUGAAAUGUAAUUAAUUGGGCCUUGGUGUAGUGUCCAGAUGAUCUAUUAGUGUUUGUGUGUCAGCCUUAUCAGAUUCUCUCUUAAGAUUGUCUGCUUCUCUUAAUUCUUUACAUAUUGUGCUGUAAACAGUCUGUCCUUUUUCAGUUGGUGAUAUUUCACCAAUCUUUAUCAGUUGACAGUUGACUUUUUUUACUUUGUUAAUAUAUUAUUCUGUUUGUCUUCUCUUGUGCACUGAAGCUCCAGGACCAGGUUCCAGCCACUGAGAAUAAGCAGUUUGAUCCCCUGGGCCCGCUGCCACAUGGAUGGGGUAAGAUCUCACUCGUUACCUCACAUCGCACAGAUUAAUUGAAUGUUUUCUAGAAUUUUUAAUGAAUUGAUUUAUGUUCUCAGAGAAAAGAACUGACAGCAACGGGAGAGUGUACUUUGUCCAACACACCACACGGACUACACAGUGGGAGGACCCUCGCACUCAGGGGUGAGAAGUUCAUCUGUACUCUUAGUACAGAUAUUUAUCCUAACAUCUACUUUUAACCCCAAAGUGGGAGCUAUCCUGGCACACCUAGAACAAGACAAGAGUAGCUCAGCCCCUGGGUUUAGUACUCUCCACAUGCCAAUGCGCUGGAACUGAAGUGUUAAUUCAGACAUUGUUCAGAUCUGUGUCCGACUGUUGGUCCUAGUGUAUUGUGAUUACACUCCCUCUCUCAGGUUGCUGAAUGAAAAGCCUCUUCCAGAGGGCUGGGAGAUGAGGUUCACUGUCGACGGCAUCCCAUACUUUGUGGACCACAACAGGAGAGCCACUACAUACAUCGACCCUCGCACUGGAAAAUCCUCACUGUAUGUCACAAGAUUACAUUCACUUAAUAUCAAAGCAUUGGGCUACCACUCUGACUAAACAAUUUUUCUUGAGGCCAUAUUUUAGACCAAAAUUGGCUGUAUUUAACAAACACUGUUCUGUUUCAGAGACUAGUAUUGACCUAAAACAGACUGGUGAUGGAAGUGUUGCUACUAAUAACAACGCUUUCUUUCUGUACCAAAAACGUCAAAUAAGGAUGACUAAAAUGGGCUGAACAGAUACUGUCCAUCUUUUAGUAUUCUAAUGAGCCACACCUGAGGGAAGAUGGUGUACUGUCAACAUGACUGCUCUCUGUGCAGCAGGGACUUUGCUUAGCUCUAUUCCCCAACUAACAGGAAUGACCUGUUUGGUGCCUUUUACAGGACUGUGUGGUUAUUGAUAUUUCCCCUCUAGUUGUUUGUCUGCUCACCUGUAGCAUGUUUUGGCUGAAAUAAUUGUCAUUAUCUAGCCAUUUGUUUAGUCUGCAGAGAGUAGUGAACACAUACCAUUGUCUGACUGUCUGGGGUCUAUGGUUUGACAUUCUUGUAUAGUUCUAAUAAACUAUAGUAAAAGCCAGGUAAUCUGACAGAAGGCUGAUUCAGUGUUUGGGUCAUGAUGCGUGACUGAAUGUGUGCCUUUAUCCUUGUCUCUCUCUACAACAGUGAAAAUGGGCCCCAGAUUACUUACGUCCGAGACUUUAAAGCCAAAGUCCAGUACUUCAGAUUCUGGUGCCAGGUAGGUGUCAUGCCUUCUGAGUUUGAGUGGUUAAACAUUUACAUUGUUUUUAUGAUCAACAGAACCACAUGAAUUCCAAUACAGUGACCCAAUGAAAUGAAAACGAUGACCCGCUAUUUCUGUUGGCAUGUUUGAAAAAAUGUAUAUGCUUCAAAAUCACUUAUGAUUUCCUCUCUUCUUGUCCAGCAAUUGUCAAUGCCUCAGCACAUAAAGAUCACUGUCACCCGCAAAACCCUGUUUGAGGACUCGUUCCAGCAAGUUAGUAAACAUCCUCCCAAAUGAGCAUGUUGACACUGACAUGUUGUCCAUAAUAAUUUGACUCUCUCCGUUGUAGAUAAUGAGCUUCAAUGCACAGGACCUCCGCAGGAGACUAUGGAUCAUAUUCCCUGGCGAAGAAGGCCUCGAUUAUGGUGGGGUGGCAAGGUAAAGUUCUAAUGUACUCUCUUCAAGUGCUCUGGUGCAGUCAUUGCACCCCAAUAAAUAAUACGUCAUUGUAGUGAUGAAGGUACCUUCUGUAUCCUCUGGUCAAGGUUUCAGCUAUUUUAAUUGCCUUGUAAAAUAUCCUAGAUAAGUGGUUGCCUACCAGUUAUUUGACCAAGUUAUAAAGUAUGGUGUUAGCUGGAUGCUUGCAGAGAGGUAUUGUAUUGUGAUGAGUGUUAUGAAAUAUCAAUUUCUUCCUCUGUAGGGAGUGGUUCUUCCUGCUGUCUCACGAGGUGCUGAACCCCAUGUACUGCCUGUUUGAGUAUGCUGGGAAGGACAACUACUGCCUGCAGAUCAACCCUGCCUCAUACAUCAACCCUGACCACCUCAAAUACUUCAAGUUCAUUGGACGCUUCAUCGCCAUGGUAACUAUUUUUAGUCACUAUGUUAAGUUCUACUUUUUCUACUGCAAUGUGAUAUGUUUGCAAGUGAAAAGAUCUGUUGAUGCAGUUGUUGUGCAUUUCUAGAUGUUAGCCUCCUGAACUCUUUUCCCAGGCUCUUUUCCACGGGAAGUUCAUUGACACAGGCUUCUCACUGCCGUUCUACAAGCGUAUGCUGAACAAGCCAUGGGCACUGAAAGAUCUAGAGUCCAUUGACCCAGAAUUCUACAAUUCUCUCAUCUGGAUUAAGUGAGUCUUCUGAGGAAAAUGUACUGAUAUUAACUUUGGUUGUAAAUUAUGUUAAUGUGUGUUCAAUAUUUUGGUGGCACACUUAACUUAAUGGCCCCAUUUUUCUUAAUCACAGAGUUGUUGUUUUCCAUGUUAAGUCGCUGAUACGUGUCUUUAUCUGUUGUGCACUUCAGGGAGAAUGACAUCGAGGAGUGUGGCCUGGAGAUGUACUUCUCUGUGGACAAAGAGAUUCUGGGUGAAAUCACCACUCAUGAGCUCAAGCCGGACGGUGGCGAGGUCCUGGUCACAGAGGAGAACAAGGGGGAGUAUAUUAGGUCUGUCUUAGCAUAUGGCUGCCUACUCCCCUCCUGACCCAUGUUCACUACUUUCAUGGUGUGGUGCCUUGAUGGUCUGUGUGUUUCUCCCCCAGGCUUGUAGCAGAGUGGAGGCUGUCCAGAGGUGUGGAGGAGCAGACCCAGGCCUUCUUUGAGGGCUUCAACGAGGUCCUCCCACAGCAGUACCUGCAGUACUUUGAUGCCAAAGAACUGGAGGUAUGAGUUUUAGAGUUUGGCCUAAUUAUUUACACCAGGUUCCCCAUAUUCACUCAUGUAAAGAUGAGUUGUUGUUCCAACGCGUGUUCCAUUGAGCCAAUUGUGACGUGUCCACGUCCUGCAGGUGAUGCUGUGUGGGAUGCAGGAGAUAGACCUGACAGACUGGCAGAGGAACACCAUCUACAGACACUACGCACGCAGCAGCAAGCAGGUCCUCUGGUUCUGGCAGGUCAGUGUUACACAGCUCUCCUCACCAGUGCUACAGUCAGAUGCCACAUCUCCUCAGUAUCAAUGCAUUCAUAUCACACACUAAAGAACAUGCCUGAACAUACUGUACCCUCCUGGACUUCCCUUACAGCUCAUCAAAGAGAUGGACAACGAGAAGCGGAUGAGGCUCCUCCAGUUCGUCACAGGCACCUGUCGCCUUCCUGUUGGAGGCUUUGCUGACCUAUUGGGUAAGUUUGAGGCUAUUCCUUCCCCUCAUGGGUGGAUGACAUACAAUCUACAGAGGUAAAAGAUAAUGAAACAUAACAUUGUGCCAUUUUUACCUGUAAGUAGUUAGUGACUUACAUAUUUUGUUUUGUAGGGAGCAAUGGCCCGCAGAAGUUCUGCGUUGAGAAGGUGGGAAAGGAGAACUGGCUGCCCAGAAGUCACACCUGGUGAGUACUGUAUGGAAGAGAGUCAAGGUUAAAACAGAGGAAAGGCUUCACUCAACAGGUAACUAACCUGCCUCUAUUUCCCCCUUUUCUAGCUUCAAUCGAUUGGAUCUCCCUCCUUACAAAAGCUAUGAGCAGCUGAAGGAGAAAUUGAUGUUUGCGAUUGAAGAGACUGAGGGCUUUGGGCAGGAGUGA
Messenger RNA from Coregonus sp. 'balchen', 15376 nucleotides. NCBI's taxonomy places the organism in Eukaryota, Metazoa, Chordata, Actinopteri, Salmoniformes, Salmonidae. The record is from the annotation of a GenBank genome assembly.